Molecule: messenger RNA, 4305 nt
Organism: Aspergillus luchuensis
Lineage: Eukaryota; Fungi; Ascomycota; Eurotiomycetes; Eurotiales; Aspergillaceae
Product: ankyrin repeat domain-containing protein
Exons: 5
Coding region: 1-4305 (1434 amino acids)
Molecular function (GO): protein binding
Source: RefSeq, a predicted model, not a curated record
AUGGAUGUGAGUAUAUCCGUAGCUGUUGUCCGUCUUGUCCGAGGUAAAUGUCGAAUCCCCUUCUAUAGAGUCCGUAUAUCUCAGUUCGAUGGUGAUUGUGGCAUUCAGAGGAUAAAAGUCCGCGUCCCAGGUGAUGUAGACACGGGGACAAACGACACAUCUUACGAGAAAGAGGGAUCGCUUCCGCCCACAGCCCCUGCCGAUAAAUUCCCUGAAGACUUGUGGCAAAAGGGCUUUGAAGCCCUGCUACCAGAGGAGCAAGAACAACUCAAAGAGCUCAUGGUGACACCGGCCGAAUUCUGGCCAAAUGGGGAGCCAACAUCAUCUACCUUUACUGGUACAGAUGUGCGGACAAUAAUCGAGAUGAUGCGGGAAAGGCAGAAGCAAUGGAAUGAUCGAACCUACGAAAUCAAGAUCCGUGGCCACACGAUCGUCCCUCGGGAGUACACGGAGCGGAUCAUUGAUUGUCUUACCACAAUCGGGGACAUUGGGGUUCAAUUUCUGCCCCAGCCCGCGAGCGUAGUUUGGCCCUUGGUUAAAGGUAUUCUGCAGGUGCCGACUAACGCAGACGCGGAAACCGCAGCUGCAGCCAUGACAGCAGAUAUCCUCAUCCGGACCAUCAGCUGCGGAAGUGCAUACGAGGAGAUCUAUCAAGGAAAGGUGGACCUUAAGCUAUGGGAAAUGCUUCAGUCCGCUCUCGUCAAUCUCUAUGUCGCAGCAUUGAAGCUUCUUAUCUUCGCUUCCAAGCGAUUCAAAGAGCAUACCGUCUCUCACCUGAUUGGAGCCUUUUUGAGCCCCAAGAAAGGGCAGAACCAAGUUACAGAUUUGAAGUCGCGUUAUUCCGAGCUGCUUGAAAUUGUCCAAUAUUUUCAGAAUGAGAUAACUGGCCAAAUGAGUGAGAAUGUUAAUGAUAUCAUCAAAGCAUUGGAGAAGUUCCGUGGCCUUGAUUCAUUCGUCGCGAAAAGCUUCGAUGCCAUCUUUGAGCGAAUGGAUGAACAACGAGUGUCAAAAAUUCUCGACUGGGUUUCACCACACAAGCCAUUCGACCGCCAUAGUCCCAAGAAGAAAGAUCGAGCGGCUGAUACAUGCCAGUGGAUUCUUCAUAAUCCAAUCUUCGACGAUUGGGAGCGGAGCAUUUCACCAGAGGUUAUCUGGUUGCAAGGGUCCAUUGGCACUGGGAAAAGCUUCUUGACGUCUAUGGUCAUUGAUCAUCUUUUGGAAACCCAAGAGCCUACUGAGGGACUGGCUUUCUACUACUGUGAACGUAGAGGACAGAGCUUUCAGAUAUCAGAUGAUGUGAUCAGGAGCCUUUUGCGCCAAUUGGCAUGCCCACCCGAAAAAGAGUUCCCUAAUAACAAGAUUCGCAAAGAUUUUCAGAGUCUCUUUGCCAAGAUGGGAAAUCAGAUGAGCGAACUAGAUAUCAAAACCUGCAAACAGUACCUGCAUCAGUCAGUGAAUUGGUAUAGCCGAAUCACGGUUGUUCUUGAUGCUCUUGAUGAAUGUGACAAGGGGUCAAGACAUGAGCUUUUCAAGGAGAUCAUCAAUUUCUUUUCGACUCAAUCGGGGCAUUCAAUUAGGGUAUUUGUUUCUGCUCGUCCGGAGCCUGAUAUUAUGGCCUACUUUGAAAAAUUUCCCGUUAUUGCUACAGAAAAUCCGGGCGUCCAAAAGGAUAUCAAAAGCUUCGUAAGGAACAGGAUCACCUACCUUUGGGACAAUAAGUGGACGAGUAUCUCAAAGGAAGUUAAAACAGAGACGAUCGAUACACUCACAGAAAAGAGCAACGGAAUGUUCCAGUGGGUGAAUUUGCAAAUUGAACAACUUAAGGAAUGUGAUAUUGACAGUGCUGUCCGCGAACGCCUUUCAAUAAUGCCAAAGAAGCUAUCAGAUGCCUAUAACGAAAUUUAUGCCCGGAUAUCCAGAGUGCAUUCUCAAAAACAGCGCGUGGACUGUGCUUUCAAGUGGGUGAUGUGUUCAUACUCGCCUGUGACCCCAGAGUAUAUUGUGACAGCUGUUCGAUAUCUCGAAGAUUGCAAUGCGCCAGAAGAAGAGAUUGGCAUCGAUACGCUACUAGGUCUUUGCCAAAAUUUGCUUGUGAUCGACGAGUCCACAGGCUAUCUGAGGUUUCCACAUGCUUCUGUAGUGGAAUACAUCGAGAAAGAACUGUGGGACACGCCAGCGGCGGACUGUUAUGCUGCCAAGGCUUGCCUGAAGUCUCUUAUGGUCACGCAUGGUGAAGCGAAAGAUGAAACAACCUACAACAUCCAAAGAACAGCCAGAGCACCUGUAGCCACUAAUUAUCAGGUGUCAAUUGAUGGUUCUAGUACACACCUCACGAACCAUUUCCAUAUAUAUUGUCGGCAUCAUUGGAUGGGUCAUGUUCAACGCUAUGAGACCAUGGUGUCAAAUCCGGAAAACUUUGAUAAUGGGCUUGUCUCACUGCUCAAAAGAUUUCUGAAUUCACCAACACAAAGCGGACCUUUCUAUCGAAAGUGGUACCAUGACGUUCUAACGGACGGUCUAUCCGAACCUGCUUCAAGAGACCCUAAAUUGAAGUAUGAGGACAUGUUCCGGUGGACGUACAUGGUGAUGUCAAACGACCUUUCUCUACCGACUCUUCCCAUACUUGCUAUGUGCUUAUUUGGGCUCAAUGCAAUACUUCUCGAUUGGUGGGAAAGCGCUGGGGCAAUGCUUAACACUCUAAAGAAUUCGAGAGAUGAAAGUCUUCUGAUCUUAGCCGUGAAGACUAAUAAUCUUCCUAUUUGUCGGAGGCUUGUGAGAAAUGGUGCUCCUCUUGACUAUGAGUGUGACAAUGGCAAUGCUCUAUACAUGGCGGCCCAAGGAGGCCACAGGGAUAUUGUAGAAUUUCUGGUUCAGAACAAAGCCUCUGUUAAUCACGUUAAUCGCUACCACGGAACUGCUCUGACAGCUGCCGUGUCUUUUGGCAACCUUGAUAUAGCACGGCUAUUGAUAGAGAAAGGGGCAGGGAUGGGGAUCAAUUUCUUUGGAGAAACCGGUUAUACCCCGCUGGGGACUGCAGUUGUACAAGAUAGGCUUGAAGCCAUUCAGUUUCUGCUUGACGAAGGAGCUGAUAUCAACCAGCCUGGAAGUGGCUUUGGAAGCCCUCUUGCUGCUGCUGUCAGAUGUAGCUCUUAUGAAGUGGUACAGCUGCUAUUGAACAAAGGGGCGGAUGUCAAUAAAUUCGACGACAUGUAUGAGAGUCCUCUAGAAGUUGCAGCCGACUCAGGUAGGCUUGAAGUGGUCCAGCUGCUACUGAACAAAGGGGCGGAUGUCAAUAAAUUCGACGACAUGAAUAAGAGCCCUCUAGGAGCUGCAGCCCACUUAGGUGGGCUUAAAAUGGUUCAGCUCCUACUUGAGUACGGAGCGGUUAUAAAUCAACUUGGAGGGCGCUAUGGAUCCCCUCUUGCCGCUGCAGCAGCUGGUGGUAACUUUGAAGUUGCCCGAUUCCUUGUCUCCAAGGGUGCAAACGUCAAUCUGGUGCUUCCAGGAAUUUAUGGAAGCGCCCUUGCAGUUGCUGUAUGUUAUGGAGAGCUUGAGAUUUCUGAGUUUCUAAUCGAAAAUGGAGCGGAUAUCAAUAUGCCGCCCGCGGGCCAGUACGGAAGAGUCUUUGCUAUGGCCGCAUUUCGUGGUCUUUCCGAUGUUAUCCGGCUUCUAGUAGAUAAAGGCGCGAUGAUGAAUCUGCCUCUCGAUAAUGGGCUUGUGGGAAGUGAACUCGCUGGUGCUGCCUGGGCAGGAAAUGUCAAAAUUGUGGAGUACCUUAUCAGCAAAGGAGCAGCAGUUGAUAGGGCUCUUUCGGGGUUUUUCGGAAGUGCCUUGGCUGCAGCAGCAUAUGGAGUGAGAACUGACAGCGUCCGACUUCUGAUCGACAAUGGAGCAAGUGUCCAUCUUCAACUCGAGACUGGAUCGGUGGGAAGUGCGCUUGCGGCAGCAGCCGCAGCUGGAAGACUUGAGAUUGUUAUGCUUCUCAUCGAAAAGGGGGCUGACGUCAACCAGACCUUGAUAACAGGGAAGCAUAAAACCGCAUUGAGUGCAGCUUCGUAUUGGGGGCAGGUUGAGUGUGUCAAGGCUCUACUUGAGGCUGGAGCCAUUGUGGACCUUGCUUUAGUUGAUUUCAGGCCCGAGAACCCCGUCGAGACACCUCGGUAUAAGGUUAAUUUAUUUAGUGUGGAGGAAUUUGAGGAUGUAUUGUGUUCAUUUCCGUGGGGGAAAAGAAACGAACCUCAAAUGGCGGCUGAUAAGCAGGAGGUAUUGAGGAUCCUGGAGAACCACGCCAAGACACAUUGUUAG